This is a messenger RNA of Talaromyces rugulosus, 1992 nucleotides long. RefSeq lists its product as uncharacterized. Bases 1 to 1992 code for a protein of 663 amino acids. Gene Ontology annotation, molecular function: zinc ion binding; transcription cis-regulatory region binding; DNA-binding transcription factor activity, RNA polymerase II-specific. The record is from RefSeq and is a predicted model, not a curated record. The transcript has 7 exons. Lineage: Eukaryota; Fungi; Ascomycota; Eurotiomycetes; Eurotiales; Trichocomaceae. Gene Ontology annotation, cellular component: nucleus. Gene Ontology annotation, biological process: positive regulation of transcription by RNA polymerase II.
AUGCCCUCGCCAGAACUUGAAUUCUCCCUCUUCCCCUUAGCUGCUGCGUCACCUUCCCUACUCGUCUUACAUUCUGCAACGCCCAGGGGCCCACGUGAUCUACGGAAUGGCCCACGCCGGAAGAAGCAAGACGACUCCCUGGUGAGUCAGGAAUGCCGUAGUCGGCAUCUGAAAUGUGACGGAAGAAAACCCGUGUGUCGCCGAUGCGAGCAAUCCCAGGCGUCUUGCGUCUGGGGCUUGCCUAAAAUCCGCUUCCGUCAUGGGUCGAGUGCCAAAUACGAUGCAGACUUUGCCGCGGACCAGACGUGGCUGAAUUCCGCACAAGAGGUGGACUACAAGUACGUUGAUGAAACGGCAGAGAUAGCUAGCUGCUAUACUACUGGUACUACCCAAUAUGCACCACUUCCUUGGGUUUCGUCACGGAUCCACAGUUUAUCGUCUGCAAGCAUCCAGCCAUCAAUUUCGGACUCAUACUCUACAAACCAGGAAACCUUGUCACAUUUCACAGAAAACAGCCCAUCUUCACCACGGCAACAACGUCAUUUUGAUCAAGAAAAAGAAUAUGACCAGCAAUCCCUUCAAGUAUCCACAGCAGAUGGAUACUCUAUUACACCCUUAUCUCCAUUACAUCCCCAGUCACAUUUCAGACUGCUUGAAUUGAAAGAAGGUACAUCGGGGCUCAACGAACAACAUCGGCGCGUUUUACCGCCUCCGUCUUUGGAUCUUCAGGAAGCAUCCCUCCUGCGAUAUUUUGUUCUUCAACUUGCCCACUGCUUCGAUCUAUGCGACAGUGAAAGACAUUUUGCGUUGACAGUUCCACUGCGGGCAAUGUCUUCGGCUACCCUUCUCAAUGCUAUUUACACUACAUCUGCGAGACAUAUAAGCCGGAUCAAGAAGUACUAUGUUGGGGGCCAAAUAAAAUUCCAGAACAACAUACUUCCGAAUUUAACACCAGAAUCCGCUCUUUUCUACCACAAUAGAUGUAUUCAGCAUUUAGUAUCUCUUUCAGAUGAUCCUAUGGAAGUCAAUGACGAAAAUCUUCUUGCAGCUACCGUUAUACUUCGCUUCUACGAAGAAGUCGACAUUCCGACCGUUGGUGAAGACAAUGAAAAUGCCCUGAAAGGCAUCCGACUAUUCCUGAAUCCGGACUCGAUCUCAGCAACUGAAGGUACCUCGCUGCGUCGUGCGGCCUACUGGAUAGCUCUUCGACAAGAAAUUCUUACAGCAUUCUCUAAACAAAGACCAUUGCGGCUCUCACUAGAGCCUUGUAGAUCAUAUCGCACGUUUCAACCUGUUGAUGACUGUGGCUGGGCCAACCGACUGAUUCUACACUGUGCUUAUGUGAUUCAAUAUUGUUUCGGGACUGAGAAAGAGGGUCCCGGCCAGGAUUCUACGGAGUACACGACCAUCACUCCCCGCAUCUUGCUUUCACUAGAAGGUAAUGAUAUGCCUAUGCUGGACGCAGGCACGGCGCCCCCCGAUCGCUUUAAACUCUACGACGAUCUCAUCGAAUUCGAAGCUCUCUGGGCAUAUAUGGCCCCACCUUCUUUUUCACCUAUUCACUCCCGUGAACCUGACAGGGAACAAGGAAAGGUCUUUCCCGAAUACUGGUACCUCAACAACUGCCAUGUCACUGGAAUUCAGCACCUAGAGCUUGCACGUAUCCUUCUCGCAGUGCACAAUCCACGAUUACCUCGUUUGGGGGUUAGUCACCGCAUAGCUAUGACUUCUGCGGAUAGAGACGUCAAGGCUGCUGUGCUGCGGUUAUGUGGGAUGGGUCUAUCGAAUCCACAUUGCCCCCCUACCCUUGUCACCGCGGGUGUUGCUAUUGGUAUGUGUGGUGAUAAAUUUUCAGACAGAGUUGAACAGGAAGCUUUAGCCGGGGUCCUUUCUAAACUUGAGGACGAGCACGGCUGGCCUACAGAGCAAAUGCGGAUUAGUCUUACACAAGCGUGGCAUUGGGAUGGUAAUAAUCAUACUGCACUAUCUUGA